AUGGCGCCUGCAGCUCUUUCUUCCAAUUCUUUUUUCCUCAACUUUAAGACUCCUCACCAAAGGGUAGCCGUCAAGAGAUCAUCAAGGCUCACUGUCUUUGCCAAGAAAUCAGGUCCCUUUCCAGGUUUCGGGCUUGGAAAAUCAGCUGAUGAUGAUUCUGGAGAAGAUUCAGGGAAUUCAUCCCCAUUCUUCAAGUUUGAUUUCGGAAAAUUGCCUGAUGUGAAUUCAUUGGUUCCUGCCCUCAGCGGGCAAUCUUCUGGCUUUUCAUUGGGAAGGGUGAAAGAUUCCGGAACUGUAUUCGUUGCCGGCGCUACUGGGCAAGUCGGAGUACGCAUUGCGCAAGCACUUCUCCGGGAAGGAUUUAAAGUCAGAGCUGGUGUCAAUGAUCUUGCUGCAGCCCAAGAACUCGCUCUGCUUGCCGCAACUUACAAGAUUAUUUCUACCGAUGAAUCCAAGCGGCUAAAUGCUGUUCAAUCCAACUUUAAGGAUGCAGAAUCAAUAGCUAAAGCUAUUGGAAAUGCAACCAAAGUUGUUGUCACAAUUGGUCCUAAAGAGGACGGUCCAGCUGCAGAAGUCACUACCAAUGAUGCUUUGCAAGUCAUUGAAGCUGCGCAGUUAGCUAAAGUCGGUCAUGUGGCGGUCGUCUAUGAUGAUUCGUCAUUCUCUACCUCAACUUACAAUGUUUUGGAUGGCAUCACAUCUUUCUUUGGAAAUCUCUUCUCGAAGUCUCCACCAUUGACAAUUCCAGAGUUUUUGGAGAAAUUAGUUGAGACGGAUCUUAGCUACACCCUCAUAAAAACCAAUCUGACAGAGGAUUAUCUUCCUGAGAGUUCUUACAACCUUGUUGUCUCGGCUGAAGGAACUAGUGGAUCAACCGACUACAAAGUUUCAAAGUCACAGAUUGCUUCAUUAGUUGCUGGCGUUUUCUCCAACACAGCAGUGGCAGAAAAUAAGGUUGUGGAAGUCUCUAGCGAUCCAGAGGCAAAGUCGAAAUCCAUCGAAGAACUAUUCAGCACUAUUCCAGAGGAUGGCAGAAGAAAAGCAUAUGCUGAGGCCCUGGAAAAAGCCAAACAAGAGGAAGAGGCAAUAAGAGCAACUGAGGAAGCUCGCGAAGCAGCAGCAGCCCUAAAGAAGCGUGAAUCAGAGCUGAAGAAGACUGAAAAGGAAGAAUCCGAAACUCCUGACCUUGCAAAAGAAGCCCAAGGGAGCGCUGUGGCUGCAGGAGCUUCAGUUGAGAGCCUCUUGAACAGAGCCAAAGGCUUCAGUUCAGGAAUUUCUUGGCAAAAGUUGAGUUCUCAGCUGAAGACUGAAAAGGAAGAAUCUGAAACUCCUGACCUUGCAAAAGAAGCCCAAGAGAGCGCUGCUACUGCAGGAGCUUCAGUUGAGAGCCUCUUAAACAGAGCCAAAGACUUCAGUUCCGGAAUUUCUUGGGAAAAGUUGAGUUCUCAGCUGAAAACUGCUGCUAAAGAAGCCUCCGGUGAGGAGUCUAAAGUGCAAGUUGCCACAGUUCGGGGUCAGGCGAAGGCUCGAUCUCUGCCUUCGCAGAAAGCAGUGGUGAAGAAACCUACUCCACCGAAAUCAAGGCCGACUGCUAAGCCAGCAGCUAAGCCAGCAGCUAAACCACCACCGAAACAGACAGAAUCCAACAGAGAAGUCAGAAAGGUUUUCGGCGGGUUGUUUAAGCAAGAAACCAUUUACAUUGAUGAUGAUUGA
Molecule: messenger RNA, 1713 nt
Organism: Oldenlandia corymbosa var. corymbosa
Lineage: Eukaryota; Viridiplantae; Streptophyta; Magnoliopsida; Gentianales; Rubiaceae
Source: the annotation of a GenBank genome assembly